This is a messenger RNA of Musa acuminata AAA Group (dessert banana), 649 nucleotides long. RefSeq lists its product as uncharacterized. The record is from RefSeq and is a predicted model, not a curated record. NCBI's taxonomy places the organism in Eukaryota, Viridiplantae, Streptophyta, Magnoliopsida, Zingiberales, Musaceae. The coding region runs from base 1 to 492 and encodes 163 amino acids. The transcript has a single exon.
AUGGCGUCUGCGUCUCUCACGAGCCUGCUCCUCCCUCCUGCUUCCGGGUCCCUGCUUCGCUCGCCUGACCGUCGCGUGCGGCGGCAGGCGUCCAUCAAGUGCAAGGCGAAGGACGCCGGGAGCAGCAGCGGCGGCGGGGGCGGGGGUCUCGAGAUCGCGGUGGCGGCGGGCGGCCUGCUGUCGUGCCCGGUGAUCGGAGUCUCCCUGUACACGCUGAAGACCACGGGCUGCGGGCUGCCGCCGGGUCCCGGCGGGUCGUUCGGGGCGGCGGAGGGGGUGAGCUACCUGGUGGUGGCGGGCAUCGUGGGGUGGUCGCUCUACACCAAGACCAAGACCGGGUCGGGACUGCCCGCGGGGCCGUACGGCCUCCUGGGGGCCGCUGAGGGGCUCUCCUACCUCGCCGCGCUCGCCGUCAUCGUCGUCUUCGGCUUGCAGUUCUUGGAGCGAGGGUACAUUCCCGGACCUCUCCCCGGUGACCAGUGCUUUGGGUGAGCUUGAUCCUUUGUUUAUCUUGUCUCCCCCUCUGAUUGCCGAAGCAGUACUUUAUUACCUGUUCUUUCCUUAUGACAUAUAUUAAAAGAUCAAAAAGAUGAAUUGUGCAUGUAAUAAUUUGAUUUACGAUUUUAAAAGUAUAUAUCGUAUUUGCUAA